This is a messenger RNA of Carica papaya (papaya), 2836 nucleotides long. It is a transcript of the gene SIP2, whose product is annotated as seed imbibition 2. The record is from RefSeq and is a predicted model, not a curated record. NCBI's taxonomy places the organism in Eukaryota, Viridiplantae, Streptophyta, Magnoliopsida, Brassicales, Caricaceae. Gene Ontology annotation, molecular function: raffinose alpha-galactosidase activity.
ACUUCCGUGUCUCGCGAGCAAGCAGAAGCCAAAUCGUGAUUAAGCUCUCUCCUCAGAGGCAUUUCCUUUGUGGAAUUCGCUUCUGUUGAGUACAACUUCCUACGUCCUCCCUCUUUACGUCUUCAUUUUGCUCUCUCUAGAGCGAAGAAAUCUCUCUCGUACAAAGCUCAGAGCAAGACUCUCAAUCUCUGCAGACUGCGAAGCGACUGUGUUCGGAAAUUUGAAUCUUUAGGGGCAGAGGUCUUUAAGCCGAAGCGUUUAAGCAAAAGGAGGUCUCCGUGUCAUUAAGUGCUCAACAAUGACGGUCACAUCAAACAUCUCAAUCAACGAUGGUAACCUUGUGGUUCAUGGAAAGACCAUAUUGACUGGAGUGCCAGACAACAUCAUCUUAACUCCAGGAUCCGGUGUGGGACUCAUGUCUGGUGCAUUCAUUGGUGCCACAGCUUCCAUCAGCAAGAGCCUUCAUGUCUUCCCAAUCGGUGUUUUGGAGGGUCUCCGUUUCAUGUGUUGUUUCCGAUUUAAGUUAUGGUGGAUGACCCAGAGAAUGGGAAUGUGUGGCAAAGAUGUUCCUCUGGAGACCCAAUUCAUGCUUGUUGAGAGCAAGAACAACACUGAGGGAGAUUAUCAAAGUGAUGCUGCAACUGUCUACACAGUCUUUCUACCUCUUCUUGAAGGCCAAUUCCGAGCAGUUCUGCAAGGCAAUGAGAAAAACGAAGUAGAGAUUUGUCUCGAGAGUGGAGACAAUGCUGUCGAAACCAACCAGGGCCUUUACCUUGUCUACAUGCAUGCUGGGACAAACCCCUUUGAAGUCAUCAACCAGGCUGUAAAGGCUGUUGAGAAGCAUAUGCAAACAUUUCUUCAUCGGGAGAAGAAAAAGUUGCCUUCUUUUCUUGACUGGUUUGGGUGGUGCACAUGGGAUGCUUUCUAUACAGACGUGACAGCUGAGGGUGUUGAAGAAGGACUUAAAAGUCUAUCUGAAGGAGGAAUUCCUCCAAGAUUUUUGAUUAUAGAUGAUGGUUGGCAACAAAUUGAAAAGAAAGAGAGAGAUGCUAAUUGCGUUGUUCAGGAAGGAGCUCAGUUUGCAAGUAGACUAACAGGAAUUAAAGAGAACUCAAAAUUCCAAAAGAACAACCAGAACAAAGAGCAAGUAUCUGGACUGAAGCACGUUGUAGAAGGAGCAAAGCAGCGUCAAAAUGUGAAGUAUGUGUAUGUAUGGCAUGCAUUGGCUGGUUAUUGGGGUGGAGUGAAACCAGCAGCUGCUGGUAUGGAGCACUAUGACACUGCAUUGGCAUACCCUAUUCAGUCCCCAGGUGUACUAGGCAAUCAGCCAGACAUAGUAAUGGACAGCCUUGGUAUUCAUGGCCUGGGCUUGGUACAUCCAAAGAAGGUUUUCAAUUUCUACAAUGAGCUCCAUGCCUACCUGGCUUCAUGUGGAGUAGAUGGGGUGAAAGUUGAUGUACAAAACAUUAUUGAGACUCUUGGUGCUGGCCAUGGUGGCAGAGUCUCUCUAACUCGAAGCUACCAUCAAGCUCUUGAGGCUUCAGUUGCUAGAAACUUCCCAGACAAUGGAUGCAUAGCUUGCAUGUGUCACAACACUGAUGGAAUCUAUAGUGCCAAGCAGACUGCUGUGGUUAGGGCUUCUGAUGACUUCUAUCCAAGGGAUCCUGCUUCCCAUACCAUCCACAUCUCCUCGGUGGCAUACAACACCCUUUUCCUCGGAGAAUUUAUGCAACCUGACUGGGAUAUGUUCCAUAGCUUACACCCAGCUGCAGAGUAUCAUGGGGCUGCCCGUGCCAUUGGCGGAUGUGCAAUCUAUGUCAGUGACAAGCCCGGAAACCACAACUUUGAGCUGUUGAAAAAGCUUGUUCUCCCUGAUGGUUCAAUUCUCCGUGCUCAAUUACCUGGCAGGCCCAGUCGCGAUUGUCUGUUUACUGAUCCUGCCAGAGAUGGAACCAGCUUACUCAAAAUUUGGAAUGUGAACAAAUUCUCCGGUGUGGUUGGUGCUUUCAACUGCCAAGGCGCUGGUUGGUGCAAGAUCACAAAGAAGACACUUAUACAUGAUGAAUCUCCUGGUACCCUCACUGGUUCUGUCUGUGCCACUGAUGUUGAUCUUAUGGCUCAAGUUGCUGGUGCAGACUGGAAUGGUGACACAGUAGUUUAUGCCUAUAGAUCAGGGGAGGUGAUGAGAUUACCAAAAGGUGCUUCAGUGCCGAUAACACUGAAAGUCGUGGAGUAUGAACUUUUCCAUUUCUGUCCAGUAAAGGAGGUCACACCAAACAUUUCGUUUGCACCAAUUGGCCUGCUUGACAUGUUCAACGCGGGUGGUGCUGUGGAGGGUGUGGAAGUCAAUAAGGUUUCUGGUAACGAACCAGAACUGUUUGACGGCGAAGUCUCCUCUGAGCUAACCACUUUCUUGAGUGACAACCGGUCAGCAAGUGCAACAAUAGCGCUGAAGGUCAGGGGUUGUGGCCGGUUUGGUGCAUAUUGUUCUCAGCGUCCACUUAAAUGCAGUGUAGGGAAUGUGGAGACUGAGUUUGAGCAUGACCCUGAAAAUGGAUUGGUGACCCUGAGUCUCCCUGUUGCGGCCGAGGAGAUGUUCAGAUGGCCUGUUGAGAUUCAAGUUUAAGCAUUCAGCUCUUCACUCGGCCCUGUUCAGAUGGCAUGUACCAUUCGAUGCCAAUACUCGACUGCUUCCAUUCAAGUAAUAUCUUUGUAUAUUGGAGAGAGUGACAGAGAGAGGAGCUGUUUGUAUUGAAGAAUAAUUGUUAAGGAACUCAACCUUAAUGUACCAGUUUCUUUAAUAAAAUCGCCUUCUGGCUAUCAUCCGUGUCUCUCA